This is a messenger RNA of Stegodyphus dumicola, 2118 nucleotides long. RefSeq names its product Nucleolar complex protein 2 (gene Noc2). The record is from RefSeq and is a predicted model, not a curated record. NCBI's taxonomy places the organism in Eukaryota, Metazoa, Arthropoda, Arachnida, Araneae, Eresidae. Gene Ontology annotation, biological process: negative regulation of transcription by RNA polymerase II; ribosomal large subunit biogenesis. Gene Ontology annotation, cellular component: nucleolus; nucleoplasm; Noc2p-Noc3p complex. Gene Ontology annotation, molecular function: transcription corepressor activity; histone binding.
CGCUAGCGCGGACCUGACUCUCCUUUUCCGCCUCCCACAUUACUCUUUCUCCUCCCACCUGAUUUUUAUCAGAAGUCGAGUAAAAAGGUGUUUCUACAUCUUGACACUCGAUCUGUGUGUAAAAGAAGGAUAAUUUUUGUAAUAUAUCUCUUCUAAAAUUUAGUAACAUAACCUUUUUUCUCGUCCUCCCGGCAGAAAGACUUAAUGCGUAGAAUAAGUGCUUUUGAUUUCGUGUGCUUUGGCUCACGUGUUGUAGAGACGGCUUUGUAUAGAAGAUGAAAACGUCUAACAAAGAAGACGAAGAGAUUAAUGCGUCAGCCGAUGAACUAGAGCAAGUCAAUAUGUCGGGUUAUAGGUCAGAGGAAGAACCAGAAAAAAUCAGCAUGUCCGAUAAUGAAUCUGAGGAAGAUGAUGUUGCUACUCAUGCAGCAGCAUUAAAGUGUCUGAAGACCAAAGAUCCUGAUUUUUAUGAAUUUCUGAAAGCAAAUGACAAAGAUUUACUAAAUUUUGAAGAUCCUGGCUAUGAAAAAGGAGAUUUUGAAGAGGACAUAUCUGAAGACGAUAAUUCAGCCGAGGAAUUAAAAAGCGAGAAAAAAAUCUCACCCGAAAAAUUGGCUUAUAUUAAAGAACAUAUUAGAAGCUCUCCGACUAUUAAUGUAUGCAAGGAACUUAUAUCAGCUUUUAAAAGUGCGGUUCAGCAAGCGGAUGGUGUUGACAAAAAGACUGAUAUGACUCAUAGCGAAUUAUUUAAUGAUGUAGUAAAAUUGUGUUUUAUUGAUCUUGUGCCCGCAUUGCAUAAUAUAUUGAAGUUGUCAUCUGAAAGUAGUAAGAAAAUGGAUCCAUCGAAGUCAAAAAACUGGAAAAAAGUUCAGAGUAUGGUGAGAUCAUAUUUAAUUGAUACGGUGAAACUUCUUUCAUUGUUGAAAGAAUCUUCAAAAUUAAUAUUGUUUCUGAAACAUGUAGUGCAUUUGGUUCCUUUCUUCUCGAAAUUCAUGAAAUUGUGUAAACAUUUACUGAAGAAAAUGAUAACAUUUUGGUGUAGUGAUGAAGAAACUGUUCGUGUAUUAAGCUUAAUAAUUAUUGUUCGUACUAGAAAAUCUUUGCCGAAGGAAUAUUUUGAGCUGGUGUUAAAGCAUAUGUAUUUUGCAUAUGUACGCAAUUGCAAAUUUACGUCAAAAUCUACCUGGCCAUUGAUAAAUUUCAUGAAACGUUCUUUGACAGAAUUGUAUGCUUUAAAUCCAGAAGCUGCAUACGAGCAUACCUUUGUUUUUGUGCGACAGCUUGCUAUACAUCUUCGCAAUGCUAUCACAACUAAAAAGAAAGAAUCUUUUCAAACUGUUUAUAACUGGCAGUAUGUGCACUGUCUUCUACUGUGGUCUCAUUUGGUGUCUCGCCUCCAUAAUCAAGAAGCCAUAAAGACUCUUAAAUAUCCAUUAAUUCAGACUAUAAUAGGAACUAUUACUUUGAUACCAACUGCAAAAUAUGUUCCUUUAAGAUUCCAUCUUGUAAAAGGUCUUAUAGAAAUAUCAAAGGAAACUGGUACUUUCAUUCCUGUUAUGGAAUUUAUUCUUGAUGUUUUGAAAAUCGUAGAUUACAACAAAAAAUCUUCAUUUAGCAUCAAACCUGUAGAUUUUUCAUGUUCAUUAAAGGGCACAAAUUCCCAGUUAACUGAAGCUGGAUACAAAGAUGCUUGUGUAGGAGAAGUGUGUACUCUGCUAGUAGAAUAUUUAAAAAUAUAUUCACAUUCUGUUGGUUUUCCCGAUUUGGCUUUAAAAGCUGUUCGUGACAUCAAAGAUUUCAUUAAACAGUGUAAAGUGUCUAAGUAUAAUCAACAGCUUAAAGCUUUGUUAGGAAAGAUUGAAGAAAACAGCUUGUUUAUUUCUGAGAAAAGAAGAAUGGUGACUUUCAAAAUUACAGAUGGAGAGCAAAUUAAAAAAUGGGAAGAAGAUAUUCGUAUGAAAGGUACUCCCCUUUUGCAGUUUAAAAAGGAAGUUCCCGAAACUAAAGACAAUAAAAGUAAAGAUUUUGAUGAAUCUCCAAAAAAGAAAAGAAAAUUUAAUGAAGUGUAAAUUUCUCUAAGGGUUUGUUUAGAUGUUAAUAAAAUGUUAUAAGAUAGUU